AUGACAGAUACAACAACUACUUCAAUUACAACUACAAGCACGACAUCUUCAUCAACAACAUCAACAAGUUCAAGCACAAGCACAUCAAUAACUACAAGUUCGACAUCUUCAUCAAUAACAAGCUCAACAGUGAAUAAUACUUGCAGAGACCUUAAUUGGAAUCAAACAGGUGUGGUUUUUGCUAGUGGUUUUAAUAAACCACUGGCAUUGUAUAUUGAUGCAAAUGAUUCUGUUUAUGUUUGUGACAAAGAUGGCCAUAAUAUUGAAGAAUGGGACCAAUGUUCAUCAAAUGGUGUGGUAGUAGCAGGUAGCAAUACCAGCGCUUCGGGUUCAACCUCAGUAUUACUUAACCAUCCGGAGGACGUUACUUUUGAUAAAAAUGGAUAUAUGUAUGUAGCUGAUACUGACAAUGAUCGGGUACAACGCUUUCCUUCUGGUUCUAAUAACGGUACCACUGUCGCAGGAACCGGAACUGCAGCAAAUACAUUGGUCGGUUUGAAUAAACCACAGGCAGUUGCUGUUGAUUCGAAUUCUAAUAUUUAUAUUGCUGAUAAAGGCAACAAACGUAUAAUGAAAUGGACUCCAAACGCAGUCAGUGGCACUAUUUGGCUAAGCGACAACGACUUAGAUCAUACAAUUGACAUUGUCAUAUCGCCAACUUCAACAGAUAAAAUAUAUACAACUAGAGACGACAAAGAUGUAAUAUACUCAUGGACAAGUGGCGCAGCUAGUUCGCCGGCGACUUUUAAUCAAGUAAAUGAUACUACUAAAAACACUCUUAACAAACCAAGAGGCAUGACUUAUGAUCUAUAUGGUAAUCUGUAUGUUGCCGAUAGGGACAACGAUCGAAUAGUAAUGUUUUGUGCGAAUUCAACAGUUGGUAUUGUAGUUGCUGCAGAUACUGGUACAUCGCCUAGACUUGAUAAGCCAGUAGCUGUUGCCUUGGACUCGAAUCUUAAUUUGUAUGCGGUCACUGAAGCUGGCAAAAAUGUGAUCAAAUUCGGACGACUAUAA
Rotaria sordida is the source of this 1014-nucleotide messenger RNA. Lineage: Eukaryota; Metazoa; Rotifera; Eurotatoria; Philodinida; Philodinidae. The record is from the annotation of a GenBank genome assembly.